AGUUCUCUAUGCUCUUUUAUUUCUUUCAAAAUGACCAUUCAUAAUAUUUAUAUUUUCAAUAAAAAUGGAAAUCUAUUGUAUUAUAAUGAAUGGAACAGAAUAAAACAAACUGGAAUGACUAGAGAUGAGGAAGCUAAGCUUAUGUAUGGUAUGCUAUUCUCUAUAAAAUCGUUCGUGAAUAAAAUCUCUCCAACAGAUCCGAAAGAUGGGUUUUUGUACUACAAAACAUCCAAAUAUACCCUGCAUUAUUUUGAAACAUUGACCGGAUUGAAAUUUGUUUUGAAUACUGAUAAUCAUGCACAAUCAGUAAGAGAAUUGCUUCAACAAAUUUAUAAUCAGGUUUAUGUGGAAUAUGUAGUUAAGAACCCUCUAAUUGAUCUAGCACAACCAAUAGAGUCCGAAAUUUUCAAGGAAAAAUUGGAUACACUGAUUAAACUGUCACCAAUAUACUUUUCCAAGUCAAUUUGAAAUUUUUCUGAAUUAAUUAUUAUGUAUUAUUAGAUUUAUAAGAUUUAAAUAAGAAUAUAAGAGAAAAAUUGAAAUUGGGUUGGAGGUUUUCUUUAUUUUCAAGAAAUAGUCCUUCCUACAAUGAGAACUGUUGAAGGAGUUGAUUCAAUAUUUGUCUUUUAUAAAGAGAAAAAACUGAAAUUUAGUUUGUAAGUAUACAAUAUGCAACAAAAGGAAAAUAUAAAAUGGUAAUAUAAAAGUAAAGUCUUUCUUAUUCUUUAUUGAAUAAUAAUUCUCAA
This is a messenger RNA of Harmonia axyridis, 746 nucleotides long. RefSeq names its product trafficking protein particle complex subunit 1 (gene Bet5). The coding region runs from base 31 to 468 and encodes 145 amino acids. Gene Ontology annotation, biological process: endoplasmic reticulum to Golgi vesicle-mediated transport. Lineage: Eukaryota; Metazoa; Arthropoda; Insecta; Coleoptera; Coccinellidae. The record is from RefSeq and is a predicted model, not a curated record. The transcript has 3 exons. Gene Ontology annotation, cellular component: TRAPP complex.